AGUCGGUGGCCGGUGUGCGGCCAACGGCCAGGGCAGUGGGACCGGAAAGACUCAGUGUAGUUGUCAACUAUUGCUACCUAAAAGGUUACUCCAAAACUUUAAGCGGCUCAAAACAACAGACGGCGCGUACGGGGCCUGCAGCGGCCACGGGACCGUGGGAAGCAGCCAGUACCCGCCACAGGCCGCGCCUUCCGGGUUCCGGGUUCCCGCCAGGGAGGAGACACGCCCCCACCUGGGCAGGAACCAAGCAGAGCCGCGCUCCACCCAGGCCGGGACCAAUGGGAGAUGCGCCACGACCCAGGCCGAGAAACGUGCCGCUUACCCUUCCCCCACGACCUGCGCCGCGUCGCGCGCGGCCGAAUCUCCCGCCAAAGCUGCCCCCGCCCGCCAAGGCGCGACCUAUCAGCGUCGCAGAGGCCCGCGGCGGCCCGGCCGCCUCAAUCCCGCGGGUGGGGGCAACCUUUUCCUCAGGCCUCUCCUCAGCCCACGGCGUCCAUCUGGCUCCCGAGCCGAGGGCCGGGCAGUCGGGCUUCGCGGCUUCCCGCGGUCCUGAGGCCUCGCCCUAGCCCCAGUCGGCUCGCGAGGCGCGCGCAGCUGAGUGGACCCCUGCGGCGUGGCCCGAUGGUCUCGCCCGACCCGGCGCGCGCGGGAGGCCGAGGGGCGGGGCCCGGCGCCCCCAUAAAGGCGGUUGGGGGCGGGGCGCGCAGAGCUCGUGAGCGCCGGCGCGGGGACGCAGGUUUCUGCCUCAGGCCCUACCCUGCUCUCCUCUGCGCUCUCUGCCCGCGCCGCCGCCGCCUCAGCCUCGGCCCUGCGCUGCGCGCCCGGCCCGUGCUGCCAUGGCCUGCCGCCCGCGAAGCCCGCCGAGGCAUCAGAGCCGCUGCGACGUUGACGCCAGCCCGCCGUCCUCCGCGCGAUGGAGCCUGGGACGGAAGCGCAGAGCCGACGGCAGGCGCUGGAGGCCCGAAGACGCCGAGGAGGCAGAGCGCCGCGGCGCCGAGCGCAGACCCGAGAGCUUUACCACUCCUGAAGGCCCUAAACCCCGUUCCAGAUGCUCUGACUGGGCAAGUGCAGUUGAAGAAGAUGAAAUGAGGACGAGAGUUAACAAAGAAAUGGCAAGAUAUAAAAGGAAACUCCUCAUCAAUGACUUUGGAAGAGAGAGAAAAUCAUCAUCAGGAAGUUCUGAUUCAAAGGAGUCUAUGUCUACUGUGCCGGCUGACUUUGAGACAGAUGAAAGUGUCCUAAUGAGGAGACAGAAGCAGAUCAACUAUGGGAAGAACACAAUUGCCUACGAUCGUUAUAUUAAAGAAGUCCCAAGACACCUUCGACAACCUGGCAUUCAUCCCAAGACCCCUAAUAAAUUUAAGAAGUAUAGUCGACGUUCAUGGGACCAGCAAAUCAAACUCUGGAAGGUGGCUCUGCAUUUUUGGGAUCCUCCAGCCGAAGAAGGAUGUGAUUUGCAAGAAAUACACCCUGUAGACCUUGAAUCUGCAGAAAGCAGCUCCGAGCCGCAGACCAGCUCUCAGGAUGACUUUGAGUCCAAGAUGGUGCUAUUCUGAAAAGCCCCACAGGUGUGGCUUCUAAUGAACUGAACCCUAUUAAGAGUCACAGAAUUAACAUGGGCGGAAGCUGCUGCCAGGCUGGACUGAAAGGGCCAGGCAAUACAAGAGGCCUUGAACCCUCAGGUUCCUACCAGCGGGAAGUAGGAAGAUAAAACUCUCCAGCUGCAAACACAGGUUGCCUUUUGUGAAAAAGAAGGAUAAUUCAGAGAUGGAGCCAGGAGCCUGGAGGACUGAGGCUGGCCUAGUCAGGGGACUGCCAGGUGAUGUGUGCCCAGCUGGAUUUCAGACUUGCUGUGGGCCAGGGACUCCUGGGAGCAUUUGCAGCAGGUGUCCUAGGUCUGUCCCCGCUGUUCACUGGGGGGGGGGGGGGGUGCAUGUGUGUGGUGGGGGCCGGGGACAGUCUUUACAUGGAGAGGGGCUCAACACAGGAGCUGUCAGGAGCCUCCUCCACAAGGGAGUGGAUUCAGGUGAGACUCUGGGCUUUUUAAACUAGAAUGCUUAGUUUCAAAUCUAACAACACAUGUAUGGGACCUGUAUGCUGAAAACGGCACAACCCUGAUGAAACAAAGAUCUAGUAAGUGGAGAAAUGUAACUUGUUCAUGGAUUGGAAGACUCAAUAAAGAUGUCAAUUCUUGGGCCGGG
This is a messenger RNA of Pan troglodytes (chimpanzee), 2201 nucleotides long. It is a transcript of the gene SLBP, whose product is annotated as stem-loop histone mRNA binding protein. Gene Ontology annotation, biological process: mRNA transport; mRNA 3'-end processing by stem-loop binding and cleavage. The record is from RefSeq and is a predicted model, not a curated record. Gene Ontology annotation, cellular component: cytoplasm; histone pre-mRNA 3'end processing complex. The transcript is spliced from 8 exons. NCBI's taxonomy places the organism in Eukaryota, Metazoa, Chordata, Mammalia, Primates, Hominidae. Gene Ontology annotation, molecular function: histone pre-mRNA stem-loop binding; mRNA binding. Bases 837 to 1556 code for a protein of 239 amino acids.